AUGAAGGGACAAAUACUGGCCGACUUCCUAGCAGAAGUACCCGAGGACGAAGAGAGGGAACUACAAAGGUGGGAAACUUUGGAGGAAGAAGAAAGAAGGAGGGGGGACAAGGCCGUCUGGAAGUUGUUCACUGAUGGAGCAUCUAGUGAAGAAGGGAAUGGUGCAGGCAUCACGUUGAUAAGCCCCGAGGGGGUUGAGCUGACAUAUGCCAUAAGGCUGGAUUUCGAAAACACCAACAAUACCGCCGAGUAUGAAGCCCUCUUAGCAGGGAUGAGAUUGGCACAGAAGAUGAAAGCAAAACACGUGGAGGCUGGUACCGAUUCACAGUUGGUGGUAAAGCAGUAUCAGGGGGAAUAUGAAGCCAAGGAUGGCGUCAUGGCUCGGUAUGUGGCGAAAGUUAAGGAGACAGCUAAGGCAUUCGGAACCUUCAAACUGGAAUACAUCCCUCGAGGGAGGAACAGGAAGUCUGAUGCACUCAGCAAGCUAGCUUCAGUAGCAUUCGACCACCUCGCGAAGGAGGUCAAAGUAGAGGUCCUGACGUCCCCCUCCCUGGACGUAACGGAAGUGGCCACAAUCGAAGGUUCCCAAGAAACAUGGAUGACCCCGAUCAUUAAAUUCCUCCGGGACGGGACCUUACCUGAGGGGGAAUGGGCGGCCAGAAAGGUAAGAGUCAAAGCCCUGCAAUAUGAACUGAUUGGGGAAGAGCUAUACCGAAGGUCGUACCUGGGUCCAUCCCUAAAGUGCAUAGACAUGGAAGAGGCCGAAUAUGUGAUCAGGGAAAUGCACGAGGGAAUCUGUGGGAUGCACUCAGGACCAAGAACGGUUGUAAGAAGGGCAAUGAACGCAGGAUUCUACUGGCCACGAAUAUAUGGGGUCCCAAAGGAACUGGUGAGUGACAACGGUGUACAAUUCGCCGGAAGACCCUUCAAGCCGUGGUGCGAGCAGAUGAGGAUUCAACAAGUGUUCACCUCUGUAACCCAUGCCCAGAGUAACGGAUUGGUAGAGAGAGCCAACCAAAGCGUUAUCAAAGGAAUAAAGGGCAGGCUUGGGAGGAAACAGAAGGGCUGGCUGGAAGAACUUCCAUUUGUGUUAUGGGCAUACCGAACCACCCCCAAAAGUUGCAAUGGGGAGACCCCAUUCAGCCUUACCUACGGGACAGAAGCCAUGAUCCCUGCAGAGAUCGGAUCCCAAACCGCCCGGAUGAAGCUGAGGGAUGAGGAGAACGAGCAGGAUCUAAGAAUGAACCUGAACUUAUUGGAAGAAAGAAGAGAGAUAGCAACGGUGAAGGAAGCUCACUACAAAAAACUCCUGGCAAGUUACUACAACACCCGGAUGAAGAAGCUCAACCUCGUCCCAGGGGACCUAGUUCUUAGAGCCAAUGAGGCCAGUCUGCAGGAAAAUACCGGGAAGUUGGGCCCCAACUGGGAAGGCCCCUAUAGAGUCACAUGGGCAAACGGGAAUGGAACGUGCAAGUUGGAGACUUUAGAGGGAAAAGAGGUCCCCAGGACCUGGAACUUGAUGCAGCUCAGGAAGUAUUACAUGUAA
Molecule: messenger RNA, 1545 nt
Organism: Helianthus annuus (common sunflower)
Lineage: Eukaryota; Viridiplantae; Streptophyta; Magnoliopsida; Asterales; Asteraceae
Exons: 2
Coding region: 1-1545 (514 amino acids)
Biological process (GO): DNA integration
Molecular function (GO): nucleic acid binding; RNA-DNA hybrid ribonuclease activity
Source: RefSeq, a predicted model, not a curated record